AUGGCUUCUGUCACCCCAAAGGUGCCUCCCCCAAUCCUCAAAAAAAACUCACUAAUACUCUACAGAGUGGGAACUGAAUUUUUUUUUUUUCAAGGCGUCCUGGUUCAAAAUAACCCUCAUCCGUUCCGGCAUCGGAAUGACCGAGCGUCAAAACGGUGUCCUGAAAGCCCUCGGCCUACGACAUCGCAUGAAGACAGUCUAUCACCCUGUCUCCCCCGACACCGCCGGUAUGAUCAUGAAAGUUAAGGAAUUGUUGGCAGUCAGCGAGGUGGAUAAACCUCUUACACCAGCUGAGAUCCAUGCGAAGAGACAGCCGCCGAAGGGGUACUACGUCGAGGAGCCGGGAGCGUUAAGAAACAUCGAAAGCUCAUGA
This is a messenger RNA of Tuber aestivum (summer truffle), 373 nucleotides long. The record is from the annotation of a GenBank genome assembly. Lineage: Eukaryota; Fungi; Ascomycota; Pezizomycetes; Pezizales; Tuberaceae.